AUGGCAGAAGUAGCAGCAGGCGCAUUCGUAGCAGCAGAAGUCGUCGAGCAUACGGCAGAAGCAGGUUACGCAGCUUACCUUGUAUCCAAGCCAACCCUACCUCUCAAAGUAACGUUUACGCGUAUAGCUACAGCCAAAGGCGACUCUUCAGAACGCUCCUUGGCCCGCUCCAACCAUACAGUCACGGUAAUCGGCAACAAAGCAUACAUCUUCGGUGGCGACACGGCAGGUAAUGUUCUCGCCAGCAACGACGUCCAUGCCGUCACUCUGGAGAAGUCUGGGAAACCAGAGAUGGACUACAGCAUGAUUCCAGCACUGUCCGACUCUAAGAAUAAGAAGACACCACUGGCGAGAUCCAACCAUGCAGCGUGUGCUUUCCACGGCAACGUCGCAGUGUAUGGUGGUAGCGAUUCAAACGGGGAACUCAUCGACGAGAAGUCUUCGGUGUGGCUGUUCAGCCCAGAAAGAAAGACGUGGGAUAUCGUUGAGUCAUCGCAGAGCAAUGAUAUUACCACUGGCCCCGGACCCCGUCGUAACGCGUACCUAUUUGCACAUGCGCAGUACCUGAUCCUAUUCGGUGGCAUCGACAGCUCAGGCGCCCACGCAUCCGAUCUCUGGCAGUUCGACGUUGCCGCGCGCUCCUGGACUCAGCUGCCCACCGCGCCAGCCGCAACAUCAAACGCAGCGCUUGCAAACGGGCAGCUAUGGCUGGUAUCCGGUACCGACGCGCUGAGCAGCCAGCUACACCACAUGAGCCUGAGUUCGUCCACCGAAGAAAAGAAAUGGAUCUCCUCCACUUUCCCGACGAACCCCCUCGCCCCAGGUCCGCGAGCCCGCCACAACGGCGCUUUACUCCCCGUAACCACGGGCUGGGGCCGCAAUUACCUCGUGCAUGUGCUGGGCGCCCGCGACUCCUCCUCUGCCUCAGACUCUGCUUCAGAUGUGCCCAGCACCACGGACCCAGAAGAUGCAAGCCACUCGCGCGACAUAACACAAUACAGCGAUACCUGGGCGCUCCAACUUCCCUCGAGCGACGUAGACCCCAAACCCGCUGCAACACUCAAACAAGCCGUCCACCCCGCGAAGCUCAAAGACGCCGUUCGAUCAGUCUUUGGCGCCGAAACAGGCCAUCUCUCGUGGGCCGAAGCCGUGGUGCAAGUGCCGGGGGACCAGCAGCUCGACGAGCAGUUGGAGGGCACCGGAAAGCUUCAUCCAGGCCCGCGCGCCUUUUUUGGCGCCGAUGUCGUGGAGGCAGGGCACAGCGUGGUGUUUUGGGGUGGGCUGGAUGCCAAGGGCGAGAGGGUGGGCGAUGGCUGGAUUGCGCAGUUCGAGUAGGUAAUGUAUUUACGUUUUGGUCUGAGACAAGUUCUGCU
Exserohilum turcica Et28A is the source of this 1373-nucleotide messenger RNA. RefSeq lists its product as uncharacterized. NCBI's taxonomy places the organism in Eukaryota, Fungi, Ascomycota, Dothideomycetes, Pleosporales, Pleosporaceae. The coding region runs from base 1 to 1335 and encodes 444 amino acids. The record is from RefSeq and is a predicted model, not a curated record. The transcript is spliced from 2 exons. Gene Ontology annotation, molecular function: protein binding.